Molecule: messenger RNA, 550 nt
Organism: Agrilus planipennis (emerald ash borer)
Lineage: Eukaryota; Metazoa; Arthropoda; Insecta; Coleoptera; Buprestidae
Product: zinc finger protein 706-like
Exons: 3
Coding region: 126-359 (77 amino acids)
Source: RefSeq, a predicted model, not a curated record
UGUAUUUACUGAAUGUGAAUACGUAUAGAAGUGUAGUGGAGACUGGUGCGACAUAGUUCCGUAAUUUACUUUCUAAAGCUGUUCGUCUUUUUAGGCGCAGUUUAAGUGAGUGAAAAAAUUCAGGUAUGGCUAGAGGUCAGCAAAAGCUUCAGUCUCAAGCUAAGGCUCAAGAAAAAUUAGCAAAACAGAAAAAACAGCAGGGUCACAGCGCAAAUGAUCAAAAAAAGGCAGCACAAAAAGCUUUAGUUUUCGUCUGUGCUGUGUGCAAGGCCCAAAUGCCAGAUCCAAAAACAUAUAAGCAGCAUUUUGAAAAUAAACAUCCAAAGAAUGAUUUACCAGCAGAUUUAAAAGAUGUUUGAAGUUAAAAGUGCACUUUUUUAAUUGAACACCGUAAGUGUUCAUUGUAUGUAUAACAUCAUAAAUUUUUUUAAACCAAUAAUGAAACCACCCAAUUUUCCGGUUUAUUAGAUAACAGAACAUUUCUGUAUAUCAUGAUUUCAAUAUUGUAAUUUGUUUAUAUUUGUUAUUAAACUUCUAUUUCUAAAUACUA